Penicillium soppii is the source of this 1956-nucleotide messenger RNA. RefSeq lists its product as uncharacterized. The transcript has 5 exons. Lineage: Eukaryota; Fungi; Ascomycota; Eurotiomycetes; Eurotiales; Aspergillaceae. The record is from RefSeq and is a predicted model, not a curated record. The coding region runs from base 1 to 1956 and encodes 651 amino acids. Gene Ontology annotation, cellular component: nucleus.
AUGCCACCCAAGACGAAGAAAAAGCAGACGCGACUUGCUUUUACCUCAGUCGCCACAUCCACAAGUUCCGAGCAGAGCAGUCGAGAUUCUCGAUAUUCCACACUCACAUAUGACAAUCCAAGCUUGGGAAGUAACCGCCCAAAAAAUAUUGCGAAAGGCAAAUCUCAAGCUUCGUCCGAGAAGAAUCGCCUGAAGCUCUCUGACACUGAGCAAAUCUCUUAUAAUGACAAAAAUAAAUUCUCCAAGCAGGCCUCUCCCGGCGACCCAUUCUCCGAAGAACCCAUUAUACCCGCCUCUCAGAAGCAAAAGCAGCAUGCGCCACCUUUUACCAUCGAAGUGAAGACCAACAAAUUGCAAAAGGCUGAUUCGCGCCCAGGUUUGAAGAUGGUCAGCUCUAGGAAACCACAGCAAGCGUUGCAAUUUCCGCCGAAACAUACUGAAAACAAAGAUGACUCAAAGCUUUCUCAGCCCCGCCGGGUGCUGAAGCGAAAGGCAAUAAACUCACCAGUUGCUUUGAGUGAUUCUGAUGAACCAGUGGUCUCUUCAACUGCUUCAGCCGUCAAAAGACGCAAUUCCACUCGGAAUGUCAGGUCUUCAAACUCACCGGUCGUGGUCACUGAUGACGAUGACGAUGAGAACGACGUCGUGGCCCCUUCGACCGCCAAGAGGCGCAGGGCAAGACCGACGGUGGCAGUCAGCGAUGAUGAAGAUUCCGAUGAACCCGUCGCUUCUUCCCCUAUGAAGAGACUCCGACGCGGAAAUGAUGUGGAAACCCCUCAGACUCCCCGGACUCCCCGCCAUGCUUCCGAUCAGGCCAAGCUCGAUAUAGCGGAAGAUCUUGAGGAUCUGCAGGACUCAGUUGUCAAGAAGAGUCGAACUCGUGGUCGAAAUGUCGAAUCUGCACGCGACAAAAGGUUGAAGCAACUUGAAAUUCUGCGUCGCAGAAGAGCAGGUGUGAAAGAAGAAAGCGAUGGCGAAAAGGAAGAGGGAGAGGAAGAUGGAGGUGACUCAGACGUGGGAGAAAUUGAAGACCCUCGCAGUGAUGCCAGUCCAUCUAGAAAGGGACUCUGGAAGCACCACGACGAUGAUAGCGACGUGGAGUCGGCUAUUGACCCGAAUGAAGACCUUGACCGAUAUGAGGAUGACUUCGUUCUGGAAGACGAGAAGGAUGAUCUAGGCGUUCCUACGGAGGAAAUUCCUUUCGAAUUCACCCGCCAUGCAUACAAACAGCCGAAGGAAUACUUCCGAGAUGUUAUUGGCUGGAUGGUACAAAACAAACUCAACCCGGCCUUCCCUCGAUCUGAUGCCAUGUACGAGAUGGCAUUCAUGAAGCUCGAAGACGAAGUCAAAGGUCGAGCUGGCUCCCAGCUCAUCUCUUCUGUUUGGACUCCAGCUUUUGUUUAUGCACUCCAGGCUCGCCCACACUUGGAGAUUUCCGCUUUCCCUACGGAGGAAAAUCAAUCGUGCGAUGCUUGCAGACGAUCAGGGCAUCCGGCCUCUGCAGAUUUGAGGCUCAAAGGACAACCAUAUGCCCUGGAAACCUUGGAGCCUCUCAAGGACGAUGACGAUGACGAUGAAAGUGAUGAUAGUGAGGGUAGUAAGAAAUCUAAAAAGAACGAUGACGGACAGGAUCGCGAUCGAAGUGGCCAUAUCAUUCCUCCGGAGACUGUCCAUUUCUAUUUAGGAAGACAAUGCAAAAGAAGGGCCGAGCUUGCUCACACGCUCACACAUUGGCGCUUUCAUCUUAACGAAUGGGUCAUCGACCACCUGACGCAUAUGGGUCAUAUGGACGACAAUGAGAUCCUGAGACGAAACGGUCUGAGUGUGAAGCGAAGAACGCGAAAUGCGAACGACGUCCUUGACAAGAUGGUCAGUACUGGUGAAGUUGACAAGCUUUGGCGUGACUUCCAUCUGAAUCUCAAGUCUGCCCGCGAGAAAGAGUCCAUCUAUGGAUGA